Fusarium oxysporum Fo47 is the source of this 545-nucleotide messenger RNA. RefSeq lists its product as uncharacterized. The record is from RefSeq and is a predicted model, not a curated record. Lineage: Eukaryota; Fungi; Ascomycota; Sordariomycetes; Hypocreales; Nectriaceae. The coding region runs from base 92 to 379 and encodes 95 amino acids. The transcript has a single exon.
UUGCUUCCUUCAGGUGUUGGCGUUUCCGGUAUGUGGUACUGGCAUCAUUCUCAUCAUUGCAUGUCACUAUCCUCCUUGACCGAGCAUUACAAUGCAGGGCAGUUCAAGGGGCGUGAUCUCUCGGUGUUUUGGCAUUCUCUCGGUGUUGUCUUUUUUCGUUUCGUUUUGGGGUGCAGAAGGCUUGUGCCUAACCGCAUUAUAUAGGAUUACAGGGGCAUGUCCGAAAUACUUCCUUGUGCUGAAGGUGUUAACACUUGCUGGGUUUGCUUCUUAUUUUUCUCCUUUCGAAGGUGGGCUGGUUGUUGGUGUUGAUUUUCUUCUUUUUUUCAUGUUACGAUACCUUGGGUCAAUUUAUGCAUUAAGUCUAGGAGGCAGUUAAUGAAUGGAUGCAAGGUCAAAUCUCGAAUGUCUCUGGUUUAGGAAACUUCACUUCUCUCCACUCCUACUUUUCCCCUUGCAGUCUAAUAUGCACGGUGCUCUUUUUGCCCAAGUUUUGGUAACAAGGCGAAUGGAAGUUAGAUCCUUUACUGGGCUGGAGGAGUGCU